AUGUGUUGUACCGCCGUUUUUCACAAAGUGGACUUCGAUUUCUGUCGCAUCUGUGGCGGAAAGCACACGAUGAUAGAGCGUCGACUGAAGUGCUCAAGCAAAACCUGUAUAAAGUUUGGCAAGUGUGGAGUUGUGUGGAAGGUAUUCCAUUACAAGGGGCAAGAUAAGUGGCGUGUACUUGUGAACUCUAACGGCCACGCGAGAGGAGUGCUCACGUGCAGCGAACAACACACUCCCCUCGUCACUCGCCCUAUGAAAGCGUUUAUCGCUACCCAAGAUGAGGUUGGACUGCCACCCCGGGUUAUCGAGGUCCAUCUGAUGAAACAGGUCACCAUUCGACCGUCGCGGGGAGGGUGUACUACGCUUUCUCAGGUUCAGAUCGCCCUAAAACGUAUCCGAAAAGAACAAGGGCCCAAGAACUCUAUCCAAGCAAUUCACAGACUG
Messenger RNA from Phytophthora sojae, 444 nucleotides. RefSeq lists its product as hypothetical. The record is from RefSeq and is a predicted model, not a curated record. NCBI's taxonomy places the organism in Eukaryota, Oomycota, Peronosporomycetes, Peronosporales, Peronosporaceae. The annotation marks the transcript as partial. The transcript has a single exon.